Molecule: messenger RNA, 287 nt
Organism: Acanthoscelides obtectus
Lineage: Eukaryota; Metazoa; Arthropoda; Insecta; Coleoptera; Chrysomelidae
Source: the annotation of a GenBank genome assembly
GGUAUGUAUUUGGUAUGUUAUAAUUUCGGAAGAAUAGAAUAAGAUGAUUAAAACAAUGUUUGCGUAUACCUGCAAGGUGAGACAAGCACAUGUGUUAACACUGUCAACAAUUUUGUUCAUCAAUAAGUUUUUGAAGUUCUUAUUGCAAAUUUCCAACUUUCAGUAGUAAACAAAGUUGGAUGUUGGAAAUUAUCCUAUUCAUCAACCAUACCAAACAGUAUCAGCAUUGAAAGGGUGUUUGCAGGGUUUCUUCUUCUAUAUAUGCGAAUCAAAGAAUUUAGUCGUUA